Galeopterus variegatus (Sunda flying lemur) is the source of this 652-nucleotide messenger RNA. Its product is annotated as serine/threonine-protein kinase ULK2-like. Lineage: Eukaryota; Metazoa; Chordata; Mammalia; Dermoptera; Cynocephalidae. Bases 281 to 523 code for a protein of 80 amino acids. The record is from RefSeq and is a predicted model, not a curated record. The transcript is spliced from 2 exons.
AUUUUUAAUGGAAAUACUAUAGUAAGUUUUCUGAUUUUAAGAGUAAUAAAUGCUUUUCAUAAAAAAACCAUCCUGAUAUAAAAGUCAAAGUCUCCCUAUAAUCGUAUCCCCAGAUACAAACACUGUCAGUACAACACUGCGAACACUUUUUAUUGCAGCUCCUGCAGGAGCCUGUGGUGUGGUACUGGCACCUCCCACAGGAACAGCAGCAAGUUCUAGAGCUGUCCUCUUCACUGUAGGGUCUCCUCCACACAGUGCCACGGCCCCCACUUGUACCCAUAUGGUCCUUCGACCAAGAACAACCUCAGUGGAGUCCAGCAGCUCGGGAGGCUCUCUGUGCUCCGCAAGUGGCCGCGGGGGUGUGGGCUCCCCGCCUGGGCCAGAUAUGGGCUCUUCCCCGCCGGGAGCAGAGGCAGCUCCCAGCCUGAGAUACGUGCCUUAUGGUGCUUCACCCCCCAGCCUAGAGGGGCUCAUCACCUUCGAAGCCCCUGAACUGCCAGAGGAGACACUGAUGGAGGUAUAGAGAAGAGACUAUAGUGGUGUGUUAAUGUGAUAUUGGUAUGAUAUGAGAACGUCCAGCAGGACGAAAGCGCCAUGUACAUUGAACAGUUCUGAGAUUACGUUCUUCUUUUUAACUUACUUUUCCUUUUGU